This is a messenger RNA of Colletotrichum tamarilloi, 513 nucleotides long. RefSeq lists its product as uncharacterized. The record is from RefSeq and is a predicted model, not a curated record. Lineage: Eukaryota; Fungi; Ascomycota; Sordariomycetes; Glomerellales; Glomerellaceae. The coding region runs from base 1 to 513 and encodes 170 amino acids. The transcript is spliced from 2 exons.
AUGAUCAAGCAGUACUUUGCCGAGGUUCGCCUUUUGACCAAAGAUGUAUACAUCUGGUGGUUUCGCCAUAAUCUCUGGGUCAUCAUACCUGAGGACAGCAGAAUGGGAUAUGCCAUGACAGUCCAUACCGAUCUCGUCCGGGAGUGCGCCAAAAUGUCACGGGUUUCCUGUCAGAUCCUGAAUGGCUGGGACCGAGAUCGAGAAAGCUGGUGGACCGGGCACACCAUUGACUACAUGGCAGCUCGCAAGUUUCGCACCAGAAAAGGUUUGCUCUCCUCUUCGCCCAAUGGACAGCAAACAACCCCAAACACCAACAACACCAUGGCCGAAGUCAACCCCAACCAGCCCACCACCGAGAUCCUGUUCAAGGACAUUGUCGUGAGAAGACUUGCGACCGACCCACAGACCCUCCAGGACUUCUUCUUCGACCGCUGUAUCACCACCAAGGGCCAGGAGAAGCUCCACGCCGAAGAGAUCAUGGGUGCUGUCGCCGGUCCCGUUGACGACGAUUGA